This is a messenger RNA of Lachnellula hyalina, 804 nucleotides long. Its product is annotated as L-rhamnose-1-dehydrogenase. Gene Ontology annotation, molecular function: oxidoreductase activity, acting on the CH-OH group of donors, NAD or NADP as acceptor. The coding region runs from base 1 to 804 and encodes 267 amino acids. NCBI's taxonomy places the organism in Eukaryota, Fungi, Ascomycota, Leotiomycetes, Helotiales, Lachnaceae. The record is from RefSeq and is a predicted model, not a curated record. The transcript has 2 exons.
AUGCCCCCCCACUACCUCCUCACCUCGAAAAUCGCUGCUAUUACUGGUGGAACUACAGGUAUUGGGCGCGCCAUAGCUCUCGAAUACAUCCGUCAAGGAGCAAACGUGGCAAUCAACCACCUCAACCUCCCCUCCGACGCCCACCACAAAGCGUCGCUGCUCGCAGAAGCUACUGAUAUCAAAAAGAAGGAUGACAAGGCAGGCAGACUGGUCGAGGUCGAGGGCGAUGUCACGAAGCCAGAGACGGGCAAGAAUCUUGUGGAGCGUGCGGUGAAGGAGUUUGGACGCUUGGAUAUUUUUGUGAACAAUGCUGGUGUUUGCCAGUUUGCGGAGUUUUUGGACCUCGACCAUGAUCUCUUCUCCUCCACAGUGCGCAUUAAUCUCGACGGUGCCUUCUACUCCUGCCAAGCAGCCGCCCGACAAAUGGCAGCCCAAGGCGACGGCGGCAGCAUCAUAGCCGUAUCUUCGAUAUCCGCUCUCGUGGGCGGUGGUAUGCAAACACACUACACGCCCACGAAAGCCGGCGUGCUCUCCCUGAUGCAGAGCAUGGCUGUAGCGUUGGGCAAAUACAAGAUCAGAUGCAACGCACUGCUGCCGGGAACCAUCAAGACGCAGCUUAACGACGAAGAUCUGAAUGAUGAUAAGAAGAGGGAAUACAUGGAGUCGCGCAUCCCUCUUGGUCGCACUGGUGAGCCGAGUGAUAUGGCAGGCCCGGCUGUGUUUUUGGCUUGUCAGGAGUUGAGCGGGUAUGUCAACGGUGCACAGUUGCUGGUUGAUGGCGGUUUGUUUGUCAAUUUACAAUAA